AUGCUCUACACGGUGAGCAAAGUGAAAUUUUCACGGCAAGAUGCUGUGUAUAAAGAACGUUGUAAUGAUAAAGAUGUGAAACAAAAUGACUAUAGUUAUUUAUUCGGUGUAAUUUCCACAAUAUCUAUUGUACUAUACCUGUAUUCACGUUAUCUACCUCAUGCAAAUGUAGAAACAAUUACUUUUCAUGAACAGUAUCCAUCCUAUAUUCCAAUAGUUGAGGAUGUACAUGCAAAAAAUUCUGCUGUUGAUAGUAUAAAUUAUUUUGCCCAAUUUUUAUUUCAAGAACUUAAAGAUACUUCACGUCUAAGGAGGUACAUCUUACGUAAACUUAACAUAGAAUUCGAUGAAUUGAAAAGUAGUCGUAUUGGAAAAUUAUUUCUUCAAGAUAUUCAGAUUCAAAAUUUUAGUGAGGAACAAACAUGUCUUGGUGCUAGUUGUCCAUUUUUUAGCGAUAUAAAAUUAGAACAUUCUGAGCGUGAUGAACGCGGUUUAAUCAAGGAAUUUGUCGCAAUAUUUGACGCUGUUUAUAAAGAAGGCUUUUGUGUUACAGUCAAUAUUACACUUAUGUUUGGAAAAAAAUGUUCACUCUACAUUAAAAUCAAACGUAUUGAAGGUCAAUUACGAUUAAAUUUCAAACGUGAACCAUAUACACAUUGGACUUUAGUUUUUAAACAGUUACGACGUGCUAUUCGUCGAAAACAAACAUGGCCAAAUUACAAAAUACGUUAUAAACCGUUUUUUCCAUUAUCAAAACAAUCAGCAUAUUCUGAUGAACACACAUCAGAUGAAAAAUAUCCCAUAUCAGGCACGUAUGAAAUAACGAUCAAAAACUGUAAUCGUCUAACAAUCCCAAGUAUGUUAGAGAAUCGACCAUCAUAUGUUACAUUAAUUUUAAAUGAAAAACCUUGGCAAGACAUUUUAUUUGAAAAACGUGAACUUUGGCCGACAAAAGAAAUUGAAUUUGCUCGUCAAAGUGGACGUAAAAUAAUUUUAAAAGAAGUUCAAUAUAUGAAUAAUGCAGAGAUUAUAUUGGAUGAAAUUGAACCGAAACCAGAUGAAAUGAAAGAUGAUGAUGAUUUAAUCUUAGCUAUCGAGCAGCAAAAUGCUGUUUUAAUGAAAAUACAAGGAGUGGAAUUCAAAACUCUUAAGCAAGCGUAUCGUUUAUUGAAAAAUAAACCGAGUCUACCAGUUGAUUCACAAAAAAUAACAACAAAUGAGAACAGUGACAAUAAAAUUAAACUAUUAAUCGCUAUACCACGAUUGAACAUCACACGUUUGAUGAUGCCUCCGACAACUCCUACAGAUAAUUCAAUCGUUGAUGAAUCCAAAAUUCUGAAUACUACAGUAACUUCUGGAAAAGAUGAAUUAAAUAAACCAUCUUACGAAACUCUAUAUCAACGUACUGUUCCUUCAACUGGUUUGCAAUAA
This is a messenger RNA of Didymodactylos carnosus, 1431 nucleotides long. The record is from the annotation of a GenBank genome assembly. NCBI's taxonomy places the organism in Eukaryota, Metazoa, Rotifera, Eurotatoria, Philodinida, Philodinidae.